UUGAGUUUUGUUAUUUAGAUCAAAGGUGCUUUUAAAUUUUUAGUAAAUCCAUGAUUUAAAAUAAUAUUUAUCGAAAUUUUCCACUAGCGUUUGUUAAAAAAUGUAAAGUACCCUCUACAGCUACCGAGUACGUUCCGGUAUCUAAAUGAAAAGUUCAAAAAAAGCAGAAUAAUGGCUGUAUCAAACGCUAUGUUCCUUUUUGAGGUAGUUGUGGGAAACGUUAAGAGUAUGGUAGAGAGUCGUCAUUUAAUCAUAAGAAGUGAUUUUGCUGAUAUAUUCUCUUUAGAACUUAAAGAUCCUAAAACUAUGCAAAUUGUUAUACCAGAGCCCCCACCUCUGCCUCCAGAACCACCAGGCAAAAAAGGUAAAAAGAAACCGCCGAAGCCUAAAAAAGGCAAAAAGAGUAAAACAGGUGCUUUAGUAGAGCCACCUCCUGAACCUGUAAUUCAAUCGGGUCAGUCUGUAUUAUUUUCAAGCAAUGCAGAAUUCAUAAUUCAAACCAUGAAAAAAUUCCCUUUAGAAUUGUCCUUAUGGAGUAAAGAAGAUAAUUUGACUUAUAUCGGAGGUACAUUCAUUCCAUGGGAUCCCGCUUUUUAUACAUAUUUGGAAAAGAUAUGUAAUUGGGAAGAACCUCCACCUAUUACUAUUUGCGAUGACUACAACAUCUUUGAAGAGGGUAAAGCAAAACUAAUGGCAAAGAUCGGCCUUCAGAUAAAACUAACUUAUUUGACCGAUAAAGUGACAACGGCCUUUCGGACACUUUCCGAAGAUCCUACAGUUAAAAAGGUUUUAUAUACAGGCAUCAAUUCAAAAACCACUUCGUACAUGUGUACAUUAAAAACUACAGACGAGGAAUUCGAAGAGAACUGUAACAAAAUAGAAAACAAUUUCGUGAUCGAUAAAGAUCCAAUUAAAAUAGUAUACGCCGAUUAUAAGAAUGCUCCCGGAGCUAAUCUUACGUUCUUUAAUGAUGGAGAUUACUGUUGUAUGAAUAACGCAGAUAAACCACCGGAAUCAAUAUACAAAGCGCCAGAGACUUGUCCUGAUAUUGAUUUCAUUAUAGACUACGUAAGAAAGAUAAUUGUAUCGUGUAACGACAAUAUGAGAAUGUUAACACCGCGUCCUACGAUACGACCUAGAAUCAAAGCGACCGAUAUAGACAAAUUGUGUUAUUGCAAAGAAACAAACUGGCCAGAAGGACCAAUCGCAGAAAGAUUUAAGAAUGACGUACAAUCUGGACCCUGCCCGAUGUGUAUUAAUGCUGGGAAGAAACCAGAAAGCUCUCGUGGAACUACGUUUGAUAUAGCUAAUAUCAAAGGACCUUGUGGAAGGGCCGAUUGUAAAGUCGCCAGAGACCUGAGGGAAUACAUUGAAAAGCUUAUUGAAGAAGAUAAUAAAGAGAUUGACAUUAACAACAUAAUUGGGCCAUGUGGGAGUAAUGAGUGCCGAAUAGCGGAAAAAAUUCAAGAAUUCCUUCGGCACGAGGGUAUGUUCGCUCAAGGAUCUACGUUGGAGGGCUUGUCAACACAGUGCGCUUGCUUAAAGACAAUGCAAGACGCUCUCACUAAAAAGGAAUCUUGCGACUCUUCGUGCUCUAAGGAUUGUGCAGAAACUAGCAGUGACGAAAGUAAAUGUGACGGAAAAGCUUGCCCUUUCAAAUCUAAAGAUAAGCAAGUGUAUAAUGUAUACUACUUCACUGUAGAGUAUGACAUUGAUAAGAACAGCACUGGAACAAGAUCCCCAAGUGAAACGGAAAAAUCAGGCAAAUCUGCCAAAUUUAAGGGAAGUUCAGGAACAUCAUCGCCAACUGGCACGGACAAAUCAUCUAAGUUUAAAUACUGUUCUACCGAUUGCCCUAGCACGAAAACAUCCAACACAUGUUCUAAAAGCGUUUGCUCUACUUUGACAGAUAAACAAAAAUUUAUGCCAGGUGGUGAAUCAAAAUGCCUUGAUCCUGUUUGUCCUACAAAUGUGGAACCACCUAGCCCGGCAGAUAGCGACAUCGUCAUACGUUUUGAUGAUAUUUAUAAUCCUUGUUGUGUGAAAUCAUGUGAUGUUGCCGAAAAAGUAAAAGACUUUAUAGUAGAUGGUAUGGAACAUCAAAUAGAUAAGAAAGCGGAAGAUGAUCCAUGUUUUUGUGACUGCGAAUGUACUUUUAAAUUUUCUAAAAACACUACAUAUUGUAAUGUUUGCGGUGGAUAUGAAUGUUUAGGCGAAGAUGUUGAACAAAUGCCUGAGUUUGCAAAGCCGCAUCCAUGUCCAGUUUAUCAUAAGUUGUAUGAUAAAAAGGCCAUCAAAGUUAAUAGUCCAUGGCCAGAAGAUGAAGACAUUAAGAAACCAGAUACUAUAAGUAAUAAAAGUUCACGCACGCAAUCUGGUUCAAAAACCGGUUAUGGGGAUAAAAGAACUCGUUCUAGUUCUCGUUCCAUGAAAAUUAUGCACGAAAAAAAAAUAAAAACUGUCAAAGGAGAUAAAACUAAACCUGAGAAGAAGAAAGUGGGCAAAUUCACCGCAAACGUAGAGCCAACUGUAAUGCCAGUCGUGGUGAAGAGACCAGAAGCUAAAUAUCCAUAUCCACUUGUGCCUAAAUCUAAGGGAUGGAACUGGACCGCUGAAGAUGUUCCUGGCAUGAAGCCUCGACCGAAAUGGAAACCAGGAGCAGCUAACAAAAUUUUGGUAAGGCGUUAUAGGGCAAUAAGAGAAGGAGUGGAUAUUAUAGCAAAGAAAAAAAGGGCUAUGAUGCAGCGUAAGAAGAAAAUUGAACAUAAGCCUACUAUAGUAGUGAAGAAAGAAAAAGGCGAAUACACAGUUCAAAUGGAGGUGUUCAAAAAGUACUCUAAGGAAAGACUUGUGUUUCAGUAUCCAUAUGAUGAGAAACCUCCUCUUAUAUACACGAUAGGGAAAACCGAGGAGGAGAAACUAAAGAUUCAAAAACAGCGAGAAAGACGAGAGCGAAGAGAAACAAGGAGAAAAAGUCGAUUGUUACAAUCAACUUUUAGAGACCGAUGCCAAGAAAUUUGUGUAAAGGCGUUUAAUCAAGCGAUGGGCGUGCUACCUUUACCGAACCCGAAUGACCCCGAGUGCCCAUGCCAUACUGAAGCAAUUCAAAGUGUAAGCCCACCAAUAGAUUCGUGUUCCUGCUCUGAGGAAGAUGAGAUCUCCAGCAGUGAUACUGAUGGUGAUGAAUGGGUUAUACAGUUCUCGCCACCUGCAGCUCGCUGGGACGUUAAAGCAAAACAUCCACCAAUCUUAGCCGACAACGAAAGUCAAUAUAACUACUUAGAUUACAAAGUGAAAGUGCUCGAUAGAUAUGGAAAUCCUGUCCCAAGAUUUUUCAAAGGUCCCGAUGGAAAACAAGAGUGUAGUGAUCUUGGAGGUUUCUGGGGUCCCAAUCAUGUGUGGCUUGAAAUCAAUAAAGACGGCUUCAUCGGACCCGAUUGCCGGUGGGCACCUAUGAACUUCGUUGGCCCUGAUGGUAUGCUUUAUUCAGCAGAGGAGGGCUCUUUUACCGAUAGUUCAGGACGGCAUUUAAAAAUAGGAGUCGAUGGUUAUAUAGACAAAGAUGGAAAAUGGGCAUGGUACUCGAAACGAACAGGUAGAAGCCUAAGAUCAACGUCACCUUCAAAAUCGGUCACAAUGACGAGUUCUAUGCGAGGUAAAACACCAAAAAAUAUACAAGCACCUAAAGAGAAAAUUAAUCCUAAAGAUAAAUUAGGAAUGAACACUAGUCCCAAAAGCAAGGAUGCUAAAACAACCUCACCAGUUUUAUCAAAAAAUCCUACGGACCAAAGUAAGGUAAAGAAAAUCGUAUCGUACUCGUCUGGUAGGCAAAAAAAUCCUUUACUAAUGAGUGUAUCAGUUAACUUCGAAAGAAACAGACUGUUGAACUCAACUUGGUUGAAAAAUGCCGAAGAAGCAAAGAAAUUACAGAAAUAUAGAGAAAUUAUGGAAGAAUUACAGAUGUAUGACGACAUGCCCGAACUGAAGCGACCGGUCAAAACAAAUAGAGCUUCAAAUACACCAGCAAAAGGUUUUUCUUCUUUCGCAGACCAGAAAAAAUACCCUGUCCAAACGCAGAAUGUUUUAAGUAGUUACUGUUAGAUCUGGAAGUAUAAUAGCAUCAAGAUCAAUAUUUCACGAAUAGUGAAGUCACUAUUUUUCUCACAAAAACCUAUUCAGUUAGAUAUAUUUUGUAACUAGUAGUUUAUGUCUAUGGUAAUUUAUUAAUGUUUUUUUUAAUGUUCGUACUAAGUACUCUUUGAAAUAAAACCCGACACUCAUCAUU
This is a messenger RNA of Maniola jurtina (meadow brown), 4285 nucleotides long. RefSeq lists its product as uncharacterized. The transcript is spliced from 3 exons. Lineage: Eukaryota; Metazoa; Arthropoda; Insecta; Lepidoptera; Nymphalidae. The coding region runs from base 172 to 4101 and encodes 1309 amino acids. The record is from RefSeq and is a predicted model, not a curated record.